AUGCCAGUGCAGCUGAAAAGUAAGGUGUACAAAACAAUGGUGCGACCAGUACUACAGUAUGUAGUGAAGGCAGAGCAUUUGAUGAAGUUAGAGGUAAUGGAGAUGAAGUACUUGAGACAGGUGGCAGGAUUCACACUGUGGGACAGACGGAAUAAGGAAUUCAAAGCAGAAGUCCAAGUAGCGCCAAUUGUUGAGCAGGUCAAAGAGAACAGAUUACAGUGGUUCAGGUGUCCCUUGGAGAUGGUAGCGUGCAGUACAGGAUGCAGUAACUCAGCAGAAUGUGAACCUUACAGACUGAAUAUUGUACAGCUGUCUCAUGAUGAUGUAAAUGAAGAAGUGAUUACAUUCCCUCUUAAUAUCAAGGAAGAAAUUCCAGAAACCCUCAGUGAUGUAAAGCAAGAAGUGACCAUAAAGCAGGAGAAAGUUCUGGAAGACUCCCCAGUCUAUUUCAGUAUCCCAGGGAAACAGCUGCUAUGUGUCAAUGAUGAAUUUACCUUCAGUGGUGUUGCAGAAGGAGCUAUCAGUGACAAGAAGCACCUUUAUGUAACUCAAAGUGUUAUGAGCAGCACUUCAUCAUCCUCCUCAUCUGCUAAACUUACUAGGAUUAGAUCAUUCCUGAAGCCAAAGUCAAAACCAGGAGUCUCUUCUACUUUGUCAUCGAGUUGGGUUAUGCCUAGUAAAACUGAAUUGUCUGAAAACUCUAGCUCAGGGAAAGAAAUGUGCACCCCUUUACCAUCAUUGCACUCUUCAUCAAAUGACCUGGCUAGGGAUGGAUCAGCUGAGAAUUCAACCUCAGAACCUGUCCCCAGGUUUUCAGAUUUUAUGAAGGAUCAGCUAUCGGAACUUAUUGCCCACCAGGAGAGCCUCACAGGAGAGAGGAGUUUUAAAUGUAUUACAUGUGAGAAGAGUUUUCCUGACCAGUUUACUUUUAUCAAACAUAAAUUUAGAGAACACCGACAAAUUCACAAAGCAAGGAGCUUUCAAGCAACAGAGGUGCAGUGUAAAUCAGCCCCCAAUGAGAAAUUGUUCACACGACUGGGUAGCCCCUCUUUCAGUAAGCAUUUGCUGCCUAAGCAAAACAUCAACUCAAGUAAUGUGGAUAAUUCAGCGCAGAAAUUAUUUGCAUGUUGUGUCUGUGCUGAAUGUUUUCCAGACAAAUCAUGUCUUACGAAACAUUUGUUAACACACACUAGUCUUCAGGAGAAACCAUAUAGCUGUACUGAAUGUGAGAAAUGUUUUCCAAGGAAGAGUGAGCUAUUAAAACAUGCAAGGGUGCACGCUGAAGAAGACUUGGAGAAAUUAAAAACAGAAGACGGCCCUUAUCAAUGCUUCGAAUGUGGAAAACGUUUUACAUGGAGAUCAAAAGUUAAUGCACAUUACAGAAUUCAUAUGGACAUUAAGCCUUACAGAUGUUUUAUUUGUGAAAAAGGUUUCAGAACAAGAGCAGACAUGAAUAGACACAAAUGGGUUCAUGCUAACGAGAAACCUUAUAACUGUACUAAAUGUGGGAAGGGUUUUUUACGCAGGUACGUAUUAAUAAAUCAUGAACGGAUGCAUUCAGGUGAGGAGCCAGAUGCAAGUAACAUACAUGUGAAAAGUUUUGUAACAGUGAAAAAUAUAGGUCAUGUCAAGAUUCAUGCUGGAAAUGCACCAUACAGCUGCAGUAUUUGUGGUAAGUCUUUCUUGUUCAGGUCAUAUCUUGUUCAACAUAGACAGGUUCAUAGUGGUGAAAAGCCCUUUAAAUCCCUUGUUUGUGGAAAGAGGUUUCAACACAAACAUAGUCUCCUAGUACAUCAUAGACUGCAUACAGGAGAAAAGCCAUAUAAAUGCACUGAAUGUGGCAAAAACUUUAGGAGAAACUGUGCCUUGAAAAGUCAUGAAAAAGUGCACAGUGGAUAAAUUACUCCAGAUGUGAAACAUUUCAUAUGUACUGACUGUGGAAAUAGCUUUACAUCAUAUUGCAUUUUGCUAGUCCAUAAACGGAUUCAUACAGGUGGCAUUAAGUGUGCUGCAAAGAGCACUUCUGACUAACAUCAAAGACUGAAACAAUACUAAUUUCAUGAACUUUACUAAUACUUUGACUUAGGAAUUGGAUCCAGUCCCAUCAUGGUAUUAAAAAACGAAGACUUGGAGAAAUUAAAUCAUGAGACGCUGUUUGUGUGCUGUCUGUGGAAAAGCUUCAGGCAGGAAAAACAGCUUCUCUUGUCACCUGUGGAUACAUAGGAGAGACAUCUUAAAAAUGCACUGUGUAUGGAUACUGUUUUACCACAAAAUCAAGUCUUAGCACCACUGGGGCCAUGCUGUUUGGGUACAGAUGUUUAAAAACAUCUUGUGUACAUUUUGUGGAUGAUUUAAAAUUGUAUGGUUCAUCAGAUGAUGAUCUGAAAGUACUAUUACAAAUUAUUAACUCUUUCUAGGAUGAUAGAAGGAUGACAUUUGGUCUUGAUAAAUGUGCAAAAGCGACAUUUAUUAAAGGAAAGCUGCAGCACCAAUGCACAGGAAUAUGAUAUAAAGAAGAUAAAGGGUUGGCAAUAAAACAUUAAAGAAUGAGAACAAAACUCGAGGAUUUGCAAGCAGAAAUGAGAGCAAUGUGGAAGAAAGAUACCCAGUAAGUUUUAAUAGUAGCUGGAGCAACAUGGCUAAUAAAAUAGAAUUUACAAUCAUACUUAAAUAGGCUACUAGUACAUGUAGCCUCGUGUGAACUGCAGAAAGAUGCAGUUCUAGAUACAUUGUGGUGCUGAGAAGAGCACUCUUGGCUAACAUCAGAGUGAAACAAUACUAAUUUCCUGAACUCUAAUGCUGUUGUGAGUUAGGAAUGGGGCCCAUUCCCAUCACGGUAUUAGAAACAAAAAGCUUUUGGAGAAAUUAAGAGGGUAUCCUUUUGAAGUAAAGAGAAACAUGUCUCCAUAGGCACUACUGAAGGAUUCAUGCAGAAAAGACAAAAAAGUGCUAACUUUUGUUGUUUUACAGAAUUUACAUGCAGACUAAAACAGUGCAGAAUAGAACUUAAAAAUGUAUUUAUAAAUUAAAAUCACAAAAGGAAGCAGCUGUGAGAAGUUUAUAUGGAUUACAAACUUAUUAAAUACUGAGAAAGAACUUGCAUGUUAGUAGCGAUGUGCGUUUUUCUGCAAAAGUGAUUUGUUAUAAUUUUUGUAUGUAUAUAUUAAUAUUAAAUGAGUUUGAGUAAA
This is a messenger RNA of Protopterus annectens (West African lungfish), 3188 nucleotides long. Its product is annotated as zinc finger protein 436-like. The transcript is spliced from 8 exons. The coding region runs from base 1 to 1899 and encodes 632 amino acids. Gene Ontology annotation, biological process: regulation of cytokine production; negative regulation of transcription by RNA polymerase II; regulation of immune system process. The record is from RefSeq and is a predicted model, not a curated record. NCBI's taxonomy places the organism in Eukaryota, Metazoa, Chordata, Ceratodontiformes, Protopteridae.